Messenger RNA from Cornus florida, 1098 nucleotides. RefSeq names its product F-box/kelch-repeat protein At3g06240-like. Bases 1 to 1098 code for a protein of 365 amino acids. The transcript has a single exon. NCBI's taxonomy places the organism in Eukaryota, Viridiplantae, Streptophyta, Magnoliopsida, Cornales, Cornaceae. The record is from RefSeq and is a predicted model, not a curated record. Gene Ontology annotation, molecular function: protein binding.
AUGACUACUCAUGCGAAGAAGCAGCCAUCAUGCCUUUGUCUUGCCUUCCCCAGUAUCUCCUCCUUGAUGAAAUACUCACAAAACUGCCCGUCAAGUCUGUUACAAUUCAGGUGUGUGUCGAAGUCAUGGCGCUCUUUGAUCUCCGAUCCCCACUUCAUUAGAACUCACCUCAAUCAAUCACUCUCAAAAUCCAACAUCCAAACACAGCGGAUACUCAUAGCUAGUCUCAACCGCCCGUUCCGUUUUUACGCCGGAUCAGCCGGUAAUGACCACAUUGCAGAAUCGAAGAUUGAUUUUUUAGUUCAGUACAAUCCUCCUCGUAAGUGGCAAAUUGUUGGUUCUUGCAAUGGGUUGAUAUGCAUGGUGGCAAAUUAUGGACAUAAAUAUAUAUGCAAUCCUUCGAUGUAUGUACUAGAAAGAUUCAUAUAUGUAUUCAAUCCUUCAACGAGAGAGUCCAAGCAAAUACCGAAUUUCAAUCCCGCGGAUGACAUAGUUGGAUUCGGCUAUGACCAUUGUUCUGAUGAUUACAAACUGGUGAAAAUACACAACAAUAGCGUCUAUGCGUAUUCCCUGAGAAUUUGUUCAUGGAGAAAAGUUCAUGACUUUACUUAUAAGUGCAGUAUCAAUGUUUAUGAGAGUGGGACACAGCUGAAUGGAGCCCUUCAUUGGCUUUGUUUGGACGAUAAAGGGCAUCCAUUAGAGAUUGCUAUUUUUAGUUUGGAGGAUGAGAAAGUGUGGAAGAUUCCCAUGCCUACUUCCUUCACCGAUGCGGAUGAAGCAUACGAAUUGGGGGUGUUUGAAGGAUGCCUUUGUAUACUACCAUGGUUUGGUGAUGCAUACACAUACUGGGCUAUGAAGGAAUAUGGGGUGAACCAGUCUUGGACUAAACUAGUAACUAGAGUCCCAUUUGAUGAUACCUUCAAGCCACUGGUAUUGUUGGGGAAUGAUGUAGCUCUGUUGUGGAUAGACUACAAAAAGUUAGUUUUAUACAACACAAAAGAGGAAACAUAUAGGGAUCUUAUGAUAGAUGACGACAUCGAAGGUUCUUAUACAACCAUCUAUGUAGAGAGUCUCGUAUCACCGGUCAUGAAAAUGUGA